Messenger RNA from Solanum tuberosum (potato), 648 nucleotides. RefSeq names its product probable indole-3-pyruvate monooxygenase YUCCA10. Bases 1 to 648 code for a protein of 215 amino acids. Lineage: Eukaryota; Viridiplantae; Streptophyta; Magnoliopsida; Solanales; Solanaceae. The record is from RefSeq and is a predicted model, not a curated record. The transcript has 4 exons. Gene Ontology annotation, molecular function: flavin adenine dinucleotide binding; NADP binding; N,N-dimethylaniline monooxygenase activity.
AUGUAUGCUAGUGAUUUCUUCAUUUUGUCUACUGGAGAAAAUAACGAAGGUUAUAAUCCUAAAAUGAUAGGAAUAGAAAAUUUCAAAGGCGAAAUAAUCAAUUCAAGUGAUUAUAGAUCUGGUAAAAAAUAUAAGGAUAAAAAGGUAUUGGUCAUUGGAUCAGGACAUUCUGGGAUAGAAAUAGCUUUUGAUCUUUCAAAUUAUGAAAGUCACACAUCAAUUUUUGUUAGAAGUCCAAUUUAUGUUCUAACAAGGGAGAUGGUGUAUAGUGCAAUGUUGUUGCUAAAAUAUUUACCAAUAUCUUUGGUUGAUACUGUACUUCCUGGAAUAUUAGAAAUAAAGGAACAUACUAUACUGUUUGACAAUGGAGAUAAACAUCAAUUUGAUGCAAUCAUUUUUGCUACUGGAUACAAGAAUAUUGCUACCAAAUGGCUAAAGGAUUAUAGCUCAAUAUUCCUUGAAGAUGGCACAUUGAUAAAUUGGAAAGGAGAGAAUGGGCUAUAUUGUGCUGGAUUUUCAAAAAGAGGGAUUGCUGGUAUUUCAAAGGAGAGAUCGCACACAUUUCAACUAUUAUAUCGAACAUUUGCUAUCUCUUGCCAGCACAAGUAUCGAAUAACUCUACACAAAAAAUUGGGUAACUUUAUUUGA